Vigna unguiculata (cowpea) is the source of this 1474-nucleotide messenger RNA. RefSeq names its product putative protein phosphatase 2C 9. Lineage: Eukaryota; Viridiplantae; Streptophyta; Magnoliopsida; Fabales; Fabaceae. The record is from RefSeq and is a predicted model, not a curated record. Gene Ontology annotation, molecular function: protein serine/threonine phosphatase activity. Gene Ontology annotation, biological process: protein dephosphorylation.
AAGGGCAACCUAUGCCUUUUGGCCCCCAUUCUCAUUCCGUUGUUGCUAACAAAACUGCGCAAAGACUUUCUCAACAAAACCAAUACUAGACGGUUAUCUAAGUCUACUCCUCUUCCAACCAUCCCCUAUUCUUAUUAUAUCAAUCAAUAAAAUUUCACUUCUUCUUCUCCUUCUUCCCUUUAAUUUCUCUCUCUCUCUCUCUCUCUCUCUCUCUCUCUCUCUCGCUCCUUCCUUUAACAAUUAACUAGAGACGACCCAAUUGCCUUCCAGAUCUUUUUCCAGGGAAAAGUUUUGAUUUUUGGAUCGUUUUUGUGAUAAGAGUUAGAUGUUGACUGAUAGACGGAAAGGUUGAGGUGGGGCUGGAUUAUAUGGACAGUCUUUGUUGCUUCAGCUCUGUCAGCCAGGUGGUUGGAGGACGAUCUUCUUCUAACUCUGGCAAGGGCAAGAGCAGUCAGUCCUCAGUCAAAUAUGGCUAUAGCCUAGUCAAAGGGAAAGCAAACCAUCCCAUGGAGGACUACCAUGUGGCAAAAUUUGUCCAGUUCAAUGGGCGAGAGCUUGGCCUUUUUGCUAUAUAUGACGGACACCUGGGAGACAGUGUACCGGCCUAUUUACAGAAGCAUCUGUUUCCUAAUAUCUUGAAGGAAGAGGACUUCUGGAAUGAUCCAUUCAUGUCCAUUUCUAAUGCCUAUGUAACAACAGAUCAGGAAAUUCUUUCUCAUAGUCCAGAUUUGGGACGAGGAGGAUCAACUGCAGUGACUGCAAUUCUCAUAAAUAAUCAAAAACUAUGGGUAGCCAAUGUAGGGGAUUCACGAGCUGUUGUGUCAAGGGGAGGGGAGGCUGCACAGAUGACAACUGAUCAUGAGCCCAAUACUGAGAGGGGCAGCAUUGAGACAAGAGGUGGCUUUGUCUCAAACAUGCCAGGUGAUGUUGCAAGAGUGAAUGGGCAGCUAGCAGUUUCUCGAGCCUUCGGAGACAAAAACCUCAAAACACACUUGCGAUCUGAUCCUGACAUUCAGUACGCUGAUAUCACCCCAGAUGUUGAACUUUUGAUACUUGCUAGUGAUGGUCUAUGGAAGGUAAUGGGAAAUCAAGAAGCUGUUGAUAUUGCAAGAAGAAUAAAGGAUCCACAAAAAGCAGCGAAACAACUAGCCACUGAGGCAUUGAACAGAGACAGUAAGGAUGAUAUUUCCUGCAUUGUAGUUCGUUUCAAGGGUUGAAAAAUGGAACAUACACACUCUCUAAAAUCAGGGUAUAUAUUUUUAUAUAUAUAUUAUUCUACAAAUCAACAUGCAAUUCCAUACCCAUGAAAAUCCAUUAUUAAUUUGGAAUAGGUUUUGCCCCUUCCCUUCAUAUGUAAAAAUAUAAAAUUUACAUUCUCGAAUUUAGGUCGUGGCGUUUAGUAUUUCUUGAUUUCUUCGUUGUGUAGAUUCACACCAUGAUUUUCUUUUAAUAUGCAUUAUUAUUAUUAUUAUUA